AGAGGAACAUUAAGAGUAUAUCUUUCGCUUUGUUUUUUCUUUGUGCAUUUUAUCUGUUCUGUUGACUUUCACUGCUAUAAUCAAGUGAUUACCAUCUAAGCGGUGCCAAGUUAUCGCUUCGAUGACUCGAUUGAGGGGUUCCUCCAAUUACAGUCGGUGAACGAUAGUCAUUUUUUUAUUCACUUUCAAUUUUUUAAAGCGCCAAGAAUUGCACUAAUAAUUUGAGUGUAAAAGCAGCAAAAAGUUUUUUAUUUUUUCAUUAUUUUAUUUUCACAAAGUUGAAAUGCAAUUUCGUAUCACAUUUCAAAAACCUAUUUAUUUAUUUAUGUUUGAUGCAAACUCAACUUUCUAGAGAGUAUUCAUCUUCACUGAUAAUGUUAUUACAAUUUGCAAACAGGGAAAGAGAUAAGAAAUUCAGGAAUUUUAAUUGCAACUUUCCCAGUUUCGUAAAUCAAACUUUGUAUCAGUGAAUAGGUAAAUUAAACAGUGCUUAUGCGCAUUCCUCACUUGAUAAAUUUUAUCAUUUAAUGUGUAAUCAAUCUGCCCACGUCUCUUUAACUUUGUAUGCGUGUUUUUUUUUAUAAUUUCUGACAUUGAGAAAAUUUCGUUGUCAUAUAAAUCAGAGCAGAGGGAGAUUUGUGGAUUAACUGGGAUUUCGUAAUGGAGAAGAAGUGCGGCAAGUUUCGACAAAAAUUUAUGACGGAUCUCAUUUGCUCAGAAAUGUUUGUAAACUCUGUUUUCAACAGAUCGACUCUCAUAAGGCAUUUGCUCAUUUUAAGAAAACACACUUAGAGAAAUAAAUGAGCACUUCCGGUAGCAAAUACUGUGUUUGAUAGGUUCUCACUUGGAGAUAAAAGCUUGCCAUUCAUCCCUAGAAACUUACAGUUCUCCAAGGACGUGUUCAAAAUAGCAAGAGUAAAAUUGUGGCAAAACGUGAUCGUGUGCACUUAAAUUGUUCUCAAAAGAGACUACAUGAAUUUUCCCGCUUCUAAUUUUAAGGGUAAUAAUAAUCAGGGACAAAUUUUGGGGGAAUUUGCAAAGUAAAAAUUGUUGGGCCAAAUAGAGUUUUCAGUUAACCGCACUGUGUUGUGUGCCUUCGUCUAAAUUUCCAAUUAGCACUUUGGUUCGUAACAGACGUAUAAUAGUAUGAGUGGAUGGAAGCGAAAUGGUAUGCGAAACGCAAAUUUAAUGAAAAUUCAAUUAAGCGUUCCUUCCGUAAAUCGUCCAUGGAAUCAGUACAGCUCCCAUAUCGGCUUAAACCCUGAAUUGUUGAGCGAUUCUGGCACAAAGAAACCCUCAUUUAGUUGUAAAAGAAGAAAAUUUCAUAAAUGAAAAUUAAUUUUAUCCGUAACUGAUGAUAAUUGAUGAUAAUUGAUGAUAAUUUAUUUCAUUAUCUCCAUGUGUAUCUUCAUUUAAUAAUGAUUAUUAAAUUUUCAAUUUAUAUUCUUUUUUAAUUGACUACCGGUGUAUAGAAUAAACUUUUUCUUCAAUUAUAUUUGAUAAUGAAAGUGAAUUUUUCAUAAGCUAUUACUGCAAAUUGAAAAGCAGAAAAUUGAAACAGAAAAGUGUUUGUUUUACACUUCUUGAGACAGCCAGAGGGGAAAAUUUCAUCUCGCAGAUAAUACAUUUGGAUUUGGUGCAAACGGUCUGGUCCGUUAGCUAAUAUUUCAAGUAAUUGAGAAAUAUUCUCCAUUCCAUUUAUUUGCAGCCACCAGCCAAUCAAUGUCUCUUUUGAUUUGAGCUGAACAGUAUUUUCUAUGAGUCACCAGUGCGACACUCUUACGCAUUGAGCUAUUAUUGUAUCAGUUACACAUCUUUAUUAUUAUCACCUAUUCAUAAUCUGUUGUUGUUGUUGUUGUUGUUGUUGUUGUAAUAUUAUUUAAAUCCUUCUGUAUAGCGAGAUGUGGGUGUCGGGUGACGAAAUAAAAAAAAGCAUAUGCAACCUAGGUCAACUUGUUCUAGAAGAUUCCCGACGCGACGAGACGAGACGCGACGCGACUCGACUCGACGCGUGCUAAGAGAAUCUUUUGAAUAGCUUAAUUCACACGCAAAUCUACAUAUACUUAUAAUGUAUGGUAAUCACUUCUUAUUUGACUAGAAUUUUUUUCAUUUUUCAAAAAAUAAUUCACAGUUAUUUUUGUCAUGCAAUAUUUUUUAUUUUCCCUCUGUAUACAGAUUCUGCUAUUUGCAGGAUCUAUAUAAAAGAUAAAUAUAACGUUGCAAUAUAUUAAACAUCGUUAUCGCGAUAUUCCAGCGAUAAAUAAAUUCGAUCCAAGAGUAAACAACUAUCAGUGUGUUUGGUUCCUCGAAUAAAUUGUCACAUCCGGACGGGAAUGAUUAACAAUCUAAUCGCAAUUCGAUCUGCUAUGCAUUUUGUUUUAUUAAUUCUUCACAUUUUUUCUCUUCCUAUUAACAAUGGAAUGAUAUUGAUCGAGUCAAUUUUAAAAUAACUUGUAAAUGUGUGCAUUUGAAAUUUUAGAAAUUUUAAUUUAUUAUAAAAAUGAAAUUAUCUAAAAAUGACAUUAAUUUCUGGUGGUUCUUGCUUUAUCUUUUAUAUUCAGUGCAGCAUGAUAUGCACGUACUGUUAAAUAUAAAAACUAGUACGAUAAGUUUCUUUUAUGUUUUCUGGAAACGUGUCUGCUUCUGCGGUUUACGCACAGACACGUUUCUUCAAACUUUUGCACCUAUAUUAAUAAAUCAGUAUAUAUAUACUAAUAUCUUGGAAAGUGUGAAAAACUACAUUUUUCAACGAAACGUUGUCAAAACUAUGGAUUUUUUCUUGCAACAACAAUUGACAGUGUGUAAUAAAAUGCAAUUGUUUUUUUUUUGUAAUUCAAUGUUAAAAUGCGUUUUAACAAUUUGUUUUAUAUUUCAUUUUUUAUAAGAAAAUCGUGUAAGAUGUAUUGCUCGUUUAUAUAAGAGUCGAUCGAAUUUUCUGCUCUUUAAGCUGCUAUUGGCUUGUGUGCUUCUUAAGUUCUUCAAUGAACUUUUAUUGGUAGUUGGAUGAAAGAUCCCUUGUGGCUAUUAUUUUAGUUUACGAUCACUUUUGCGCCUGUUUGUGCAAUUUUUAUGUUACACCAUGUCGCCAACUUUAAGAAACGCUGAAGUAGUAAAGACUUAGAAAAUUGGCUUCGCGUCGAAAUGUGGAGGAGGAAGACAAAGAAGUGAGGCGAAGAGUUUUAUAGUGCAACACAUAUUAACGCUUACGUGUGAGUCGUCUUAAUUAUAUUGAACCACAUUGAAGGCUUUAAUACCUGCUCUUACAAUGUCUGGUCCUGCAUUUACGUGGCCGUAGCCACUGCUUCUCUCAAAUUGGACUCAGACCACACUCACAAUGACUACAUCUCGUGCAGCUGCAUUUCUCGUCCUCUCCUGCUUCAUCGGGGUUCAUGGUUCACCUUGUCCGGAAGAUAGCGUGGCUGCAGAAGAUGGAAGAUGUAAAUGUGUGGCACCCUGUCCUACUGAUAAAUGUCGACCGGGUCAACAACCUGUCCCGGUGAGAGCUGCUGAUCCAGAAACUCCUGGGAGCUGCUGCCCUCUCUACAAAUGUCUUCCCUCAGAGUCUGUAUCGUGGUUGGGUGAGGAGGACGAGCAGGAACUUUUGAGUUGCACAUCAGAUUCAGGUCUCCUUCGAUCAGAUGGUGAAUCCUGGCAGCAGGGAGAAUGCGUGAACUGCAUAUGCGAGAGGGGAAAAGUCUCCUGUCAGGCGACCAUGUGCAAAAGCUGCGAGAAGCCAACAUCGCCGGCACCUGGAGAAUGUUGUCCUCGUUGCCCCCCACUGCACAAUGCCACCGCCAAAUGUAAAACGCUCGCUGAUUGCAAAUUACAAUGCAGCAACGGCUACAUUAGCGACAACAACAAUUGUCCACUUUGUCAGUGUGUUGACGCAAAGACUCCGGCAGACAGUGCAAAUAGAGAGGGAAAGAUUUGCCCACAACUACCACACUGCGGACUGAAUUGUGAGCUCGUUGAGGACGAGGACGGUUGUCGUGUGUGUGGCUGCACAACUGAUAUUCCGACAACCUCUGCUGAAGAUCGAGAGAGGAAGGAAAGCGAAGAGGACAAAAUCGUCUGCUCGGAACUCAAGUGUGAUCUUCACUGUGAAAACGGUCUCCUCAUGGAUGAGAAUGAUUGCACUCUUUGCCAAUGCAAACCCUCCCAUCCAGGAUGUCCGGCCAUGAGCGAUUGCAAAAAGAAGUGUUCUUUUGGAUACAAGGUCAACAAACGGGGAUGCUCGAUUUGUCGAUGUCGAGCAUCUUGUAUCGAUCAACACAAUAAGACUCAUCCGGAAGGAUCGAGGUGGGAACUAAAUUCUUGCACAACGUGUAGUUGUGAUGCAAGUGGACGACUCAGCUGCAAAGAGAAGCCCCCGGAGCCUGGCAAUUGCUGUCCCAUUUGUCCAAUCACAAUGGAAAACGAGACGGAAAAUGCAUAUUCAGGUGCCAAAAACUGGGGCACAGUGCCGAUAACACUAAUCAUCGUGUUAGCAUUGUUAUGCGUUAUCCUUAUCAUCCACAUAGUCAGGAAUAAAUUUCGGGUUCGAUUAUCACCAACUGUCACUUCCUAUACACCAUAUCCAUCUCAAUACUAUAAAUGUGUGCCAAUAUAUGACACUCCUGUUCAUCAAAAUGAAAAAAUGGUUCGCCUGUGAGAAAUACGUUUCUGCAAUGGAUAUAUGUGAAACUAUCGAAUCUAUCGAAUCUAUCCUCCGAGUCACUGCCGAUAAUAAAUAAUCAAUAUUUUUUUUAAACCUUCCAGGAAAGAAACACAACUUUCUAAAAUUUCUGUGCGAAUAAACGAAUAAAAUUCGAAAUUAUUUUAAACGGCUUACCGUAACAUUGUUGUCCGUGUCCAAGCUUGCGAAGAAUCUGCAACAAAAUAUUUGGAAAAGUUUAAUUUUUCAAUGCACUCUUGUCAAAGUGAAGAUUUUUAUAUCUAUCGGAAAAAACAUGUUGAAGAAUAAUAUCCUCCUACUUGCUGCAUAAACAUAUUAAGUAACUCAUUACAUAUCAUUUUCAUAUUGUAUUACACACUAAACAUCACGAAAAUUUGUUUUUUUCUCUGAAUUCAUGUUUCAUAUUUCUUCACAGUUAGCUUUCUAGAAUUGUUACAAAUUGACAUUGAGAUUCUAUGUGAAAAGAGAAAGAGUUUCUUUGUACAUAAAAGGAGAAGAAAAAUGAAAUCCUACGCGUAGUACAAAUUACCUUAAGUUAAUUAUUUGAUGCUGAAGGUUUAUUGUACUAUUUCAAGUCGAUUCGAUGCAAUUCUGAAAAUACGAUAAUUGGAACAAGUACCAUGUACUUGAAAUAAACUCGAAUUCUAGCGCAGUGGUUCGGAAAUUGCAAUUCAAGCUGCAAAGUCUCUAAUUGGAAUCUACGAUUUUAUUGUAGUUUCAAAAGGCAAUAAGCUGGACUGAAACCGGCGUGACUCGAGAUAGAAAAAUGUCACAUUUAUAAGCACCUAUAAAUGUUACAGUCUGCGUACGUCCGACUCAUCCUUACAGCUGUUGUAUUAAAAGUUAGACGAAAUCUCCAACAAGCUGUGAUGAAAAAUCUCAAUUGAUAUUAUUGUGAAAAAUACAAAUAUUAAUUGUACUAAUGUCUUUACGUGCAAUUUACUGUAAAAUAUGAUGGACUACUAGUAUUAAGUAUUUAAUCUUAGUUACUUUGAUCUCUGGACCAUUACUUUGUUUUUUUUCUUUUUUUCUUUUUUUCAAAGAGAGCAAUAACUUUUCAUACCUGUACAAGAUUUAAAGCAAACGGUUUAUUGCAAGUUUUCAGAGAGACAGAUUCAUAUUGUUUAUUAUAUAUAUAUCGACAUAAUGAGUUCGUUAUUUACUCACCGAAAUGCGCGCGCAAUUGUGUGAGAGUGUAUGUGUGUGGUAUAAAUAUUUGUAUAAAUUUUAUGUGCGGUUAAACAUUCUUUUUCUCUGCUGUAAUCUCGGUUAUUUUUAAAAAAAAAUUUAUUUUCAUUAAGAUAUAGUCUCAAAUAACAACUGAAAUAAUAAUAAGAGAAAAUAGAAUUUAUAAAAAAAAAAAACCAAUACUCUAGUCAUAUAUAUGUAUGCAUGAAGACCUAUUCUGCUAAAAUAAUUAAAACUGAACCACAAAUGUUAUACUAUAUUUUCCAUAAAAAAAAAAUCAAUGUUUUAUUCGUUUUUAUUUAUCUAACUUUCAUGAGUCCACUGUUAACAUUAGGUUAAAAUUAAAACUGUGUUAUUAGACUAUUCUCUCUUAUUUCCUAUCACCCUUUGCUAUCAAAUACAAGGGCUUAGAUUUAAGUGCGCGUUUCAAAAAUCGUUAACAAUUUCUAUUCUAUAAUAUACAUAAUUAUAAGACAAUUUACUUUCAAAUCUUGAAUAAGAUUUAAAAAUUGAAAAAAAGAAAUCUGAUAACAAAGAGAAAUUUUCCACGUAUUAUCCAAAAAGCUUAUUGUAUUAAUUAUUCGCAACAUUAGUAUUUUUAGAUAAUAGAAAUUUUUGAGUUUGUACUCGAAAUAAUUUUGUAAAGUAAAUCGUUUUUAAGUUUAAAGGAAAAUAUUGUCAAUCUAGAAAAUAAAGUAUAUAAUAUAACUAAAAGUAUUUCCUAUCCAGAAAUCUUACACACUUUCAUUGAUUUUUUGGAUUGUAAAAUAUUAAAACCAAACACUGUAUACACUGUAAAAAAUGAAUCUUACUUUCAGUUCACUUUUGACUAAAACCGUUUACAUUUAGAACCAUUUUCGACUGAAUCUUAGCCUUGAGAGUAUUAUUUUAAGUUCUAAAGUUAUGACUUAAUUUUAAAUGGAUAGACUACUAUUCAAUCAUUUUGGUUUUGAAGAUGUAAAUGGUUUAAUAUUUUCUUUUUUCUGUGCAUGUAAAAUAAGUCCCUUGAAACAUGUGAAAUUUUUAGUUUAUUAAUAAUUUAAAAACGAGAACUACGUUGAUAAAUUUAUUGAAAACGUGAUAAACUGUACUUUACGUAUUUUACACUAUUCUUAAAAAAAACUUACACAUAUCCACGUACCUAUACACGCAAUGCUAUAUAAAUAGAUAAUUGUCUUCUUAAACUGAUAUACAUAUAUUUUUUCAAUGUGACCCUGACAUACGACAAGCGACACAAAAUCGUAGAAAGUUUAGAAUUAUUUAUAAUGAUCAUCAUAAACGCGUAUACAUACAUAUAUAAUAAUAUAUAAUAAUUGUCAAAAAAUUGUAUAGGUAAAAAUUUCGUAUAAUUAUAUAUAUGUGUAUGUACCUUGGAGACAAUAUUUAUUACAAUUUAAACUACAGUAAUAGUAGGGUAUAAUAUAAGAGUAAGCGUAUCAAAAAAGUAUGUGUGUGGAUUCAGAAAGCAAGUAGUCUUUUUUUCAACUAAUAUUCCGCUAUUACACUGAAAAAAGUUUGUUAAUUAACUAUUCUACGUAAUUCAAUUGAUCCUCGUAUUUCGUUAUUUGCAUUGUCUAUUACAUAGAUGUAGUUGGAUCUAUUAACAAUAAGAAUGUAGUUGGUAUUUUCAAGACAAUGAUUUGGCCGAAUUUAAGAUAGUGAUUCAGUAGGCAUCAGAAACAUUUCUAGAAAAAACUAUAAUAACUAUAUCGCCUUUUUUAAAUUCUUACUUCUAAACUCGAUGACAAAUUUUUUAUUAAAAUUUACCAAAAUAAAAGGCACUAAAGAAAUGUUCUUGAAGUCUGUCUCGAAUCACUUUGAGUGUAAAUAAUUUUUAAAUUUUUAAUAAAAAUUUUAUUCACAAAUACUGAAUCAAGGAAAGUAGUGAAAAUUUACUCUAAACAUAAAAUGUUAGUUAUCUUUACAACUAGCAUAUAUCAAUAGAAUAUUAUAAAACUGUACCCAUCAACGAUAGUUGAAUUUCUCAUAAGCUUUAUUUUUUUCAGUGUAUUAUUCGAAAUAUUACGGUUUUGAUGGAAAGAAGCUUUAUAUGCAAUAUUCAAACGAAAAUUUGAUGACAAUUAAAUUGGAAGUAUAGGUAGUUGAUAUCUUUAUUUAUGCAAAUAACAUAUCCCAGUUGUUAGAAAAAAUUGUAUGUAACGUUUUAAAAUUUUAUCAUUUCCGAAAUUAAAUAGAUUAAUUUCAACAACGACCAAUAGAAACAAGAAAACUAUAUUAUAAAGAUUUAAUAGAGGACAAAAAUGGCUAAAAACUUUAGAGAGUUUAAUUCGACAAAAAAAUAUUUCCUUGUAACCCAUCAGAAAUAUUCAUUAUACGCAUAGACACGACAAUGUUAGCUCUUGUAUAUGUUAAAUGAAAUUGAAUAAAAGCUAAAUAAAAUUGUUGAUACCGUAAGAA
Molecule: messenger RNA, 8281 nt
Organism: Leptopilina heterotoma
Lineage: Eukaryota; Metazoa; Arthropoda; Insecta; Hymenoptera; Figitidae
Gene: cmpy
Product: cysteine-rich motor neuron 1 protein
Exons: 7
Coding region: 3335-4651 (438 amino acids)
Molecular function (GO): serine-type endopeptidase inhibitor activity; protein binding
Source: RefSeq, a predicted model, not a curated record